Molecule: messenger RNA, 3144 nt
Organism: Coregonus clupeaformis (lake whitefish)
Lineage: Eukaryota; Metazoa; Chordata; Actinopteri; Salmoniformes; Salmonidae
Product: protein C1orf43 homolog
Exons: 7
Coding region: 166-939 (257 amino acids)
Biological process (GO): phagocytosis
Source: RefSeq, a predicted model, not a curated record
GGAUGUCAACAAUAGGGGAGUGUCAACACUUCGUUGUUACAGAUUUUCCAAUGGAUUAACCGAUUUUUUAUAAUUAAUUAAUGUUAGUCACUCGUGUACCUUCUGAAACUAUGAGUGCGUUCUGUUGAUUCUACGCUAGUUUAGCUUGUGACGAAGACUUUCAACAUGAGGUCCGAUUCUCCUCUCUCCAGCGUCAACGUAGUGCUUGUUAUGGCCUACGGAAGUCUGGUGUUUGUGCUGCUGUUCAUCUUUGUGAAGAGGCAGAUCAUGCGCUUCGCCAUGAAGUCUCGUAGAGGACCACAUGUACCCCUGGGCCACAACGCUCCAAAGGAGCUGAGACAGGAGAUAGACUCUUGUCUGUCCAAGGUUCAGGAGAUCCGGUUUGAGCCACGCCUGCUGUCUGAACAUGACGACAGACUACAGAAUGGUGGUUGCUAUGACUACCUGUACAGAAUGAGGGCACUAGAUGCCAUAAGAGACUCUGAUAUUCCGUUCAGUGAGUUGGGAGGGACUCCCACAGCUGUGACAGGGAGGAGAUUCCGGGCCUGGCUUCUAGAUCUGAGGAAUUCCCAUUCCCUGUUCCGCAGCAGCCGCAGUUCCCUCAUAGACACACUGCUGGAGGGCUACCACAACGCUCGCCACGGCACCGGGGUGUUUGGAAAAGCAGAGUUAGUCAAAUACAAGGAAGCCCUGAACGAACUGGCCUCUGUUUAUUCCUCUCUCCCCAGUGUGAAGAGCCAGUCCAGCUCCAUCAGUCUGGACCAGCAUCACCAGUUGGCAGCUAAAGACCUGACCAGUACCCCAGAGCCUCCCCCCUCCUCUCCCCCCUCCCAGGUCACAUACCUGCCGUCAGCUGGGCAACGCACCAAACGACCAAAACACUUCCUGGAACUCAAGAACUUUAAAGACAAAUACAACACCUUGGAGAGCACAUUCUGAGAACUACAAUCUUCUAUGGCACAACAUGAGAAACUACAACUCCCUACAGCCCCGAGAACUACAACUCCCUAGAAAAAAACCUGAGAACUACAACAACUUCUCUGCUACCACUUUAAAUCUGUUUUGUUGCGAGUACUGGACUCACUUUUCCUUCUCUAUUUCCAAAGUAGAUAGGUAGUGAUAAGUAGAGAUACUGGAGGUGACAGAUAGUGGAGGUGACAGAUCUAUCAUGCAUCGCACAGAAUAUAUAGUGCACUAUAUUGAAGCUUAUUUCAUAUUAAACAUCGUUGUGAACUGUUGCACAGACUUUGCAGGUAGAUAAUCAUGUAGGGUUGCAGGUUGGGCUAUGCAAAAAGAGAAGAGACCAGACAAGCUACAUGCAGUUUCUAUGCAGAAUGCAUGAAUGCAGGGUUUCCCAAACUCGGUCCUGGGGACCCGAAGGGGGGCACGUUUUGGUUUUAGCCCUAGCACUACACAGUUGACUCAAAUAAUCAACUAAUCAUCAAGCUUUGAUUAUUUGAAUCAGCUGUGUAGUGCUAGGGCAAAAACAAAAACGUGCACCCCUUGGGGUCCCCAGGACCGAGUUUGGGUCCUGGGGUAGACUUCUUUAUAGUGUGUUCAGUGCUAACUACACUAUUGAUGGACUAAUGUUACAGCAGACCAGCGGUGCUCACUAUGGCCCCGGAGAGCUACAGUACAGGGUGUGCAGACUUUUGUUCCCGCCUAGCACUAACACACCUCCAAUCAAGAUGAUUAGUAGAAUCCGGUUAGUCGCUGUUGAGCUGGAACAAUACAGCCUGUUAUGCAGGACCAGGAGAGAAGAUCUCUGGAUUAUUCCAGUAUUACUGUCCAGUAUUAUUGUCUUGUUGCCAGCACUUGUUUAGGGCAGAGCCAUGUAUUUACAUAUAUAUAUGGCUCUGGUUUAGGGCUAUUGUUACAAGGAAAUUAACAUGUUACACAGUCUGACUGUUGUCCAUUUGCUGCAGAGAAAUUAUGACACUUUUUAGAGUGUACAAUGAAUGAUGUUUGUUUUUUAACGAUUUUUUAGUUUUCCAUUUUUAAAGAUAACAUGAAUGCUUUAUAUGAAUUAAUUAAGUGCCCUUUUUCCUGAAUUGAUGAUUUUAAUACAGUUAAAUUAUUACAUGUAUGUAUGGAUGAAUACUUAAAACGUAAUAUAUUCUUAAUGAGGUGUGAGUUGGCUAUAUAGCCUGGGUUCCAGUCUGAUAUAUUCUUAAUGAGGUGUGAGUUGGCUAUAUAGCCUGGGUUCCAGUCUGAUAUAUUCUUAAUGAGGUGUGAGUUGGCUAUAUGGCCUGGGUUCCAGUCUGAUAUAUUCUUAAUGAGGUGUGAGUUGGCUAUAUAGCCUGGGUUCCAGUCUGAUAUAUUCUUAAUGAGGUGUGAGUUGGCUAUAUGGCCUGGGUUCCAGUCUGAUAUAUUCUUAAUGAGGUGUGAGUUGGCUAUAUGGCCUGGGUUCCAGUCUGAUAUAUUCUUAAUGAGGUGUGAGUUGGCUAUAUGGCCUGGGUUCCAGUCUGAUAUAUUCUUAAUGAGGUGUGAGUUGGCUAUAUAGCCUGGGUUCCAGUCUGAUAUAUUCUUAAUAAGGUGUGAGUUGGCUAUAUAGCCUGGGUUCCAGUCUGAUAUAUUCUUAAUGAGGUGUGAGUUGGCUAUAUAGGCUGGGUGCCAAUCAGUUUCUGCUUUAACCAAUCCCUACUCUCUCUUACAGCAGAAACAGACUGGUAUGGUACCCAAGCACAUAUGAAUUGUGAUUGGAGUUAUCUAACGGACCUACAGAUGUGGGACCAGGCUAGAGAUUUAUGGAUUGAGUAAUAUUGAUGUAUGAUUGUAGCACAAUGUUCCUCCAAUCAAAUGUGAACAGCUUUAGAAGUGUGUUCUAAUGUAAUCAUGUGUUUCUAAUGAGUUGUAGGUUAUGUGUGUAUGAUUGAUGUAUGAUUGGGACCAGAGGAGGCUGGUGAGGAGAGGACGGCUCAUAAUAAUGGAUGGAAUGGUAACAAACACAUGGAAAAUCAGGUGUUUGUGUUAAAUACCAUUCCAUUUAUUCCAUUCCAGCCAUUACUACAGCCUUAUAAUAACGCUGAAUAGGUUGCUUUAUGUUUUAAUGGACUCCCCUGAUCUAUCCUCUGUGCAUUGUAAUACAUACUGCAGCUGCCAUUCCAUUAAAGUGGUACCACUGGACCAGAGAGAUUGACUGAU